Molecule: messenger RNA, 1659 nt
Organism: Gekko japonicus
Lineage: Eukaryota; Metazoa; Chordata; Lepidosauria; Squamata; Gekkonidae
Gene: TIMM8A
Product: translocase of inner mitochondrial membrane 8 homolog A (yeast)
Exons: 2
Coding region: 73-366 (97 amino acids)
Source: RefSeq, a predicted model, not a curated record
GGGGGAGGCACGUGAAGGUCGCCUCGCUGCUGCCCGUUUCGCUGUUCCUUUGCUUCGUUCGGCGGGCUGGGCAUGGACUCUUCGUCCGCCGCGGGGGACCUGGGGGCGGCCGUCAACGACCCGCAGCUGCAGCACUUCAUCGAGGUGGAGACGCAGAAGCAGCGCUUCCAGCAGCUCGUGCACCAGAUGACGGAGCUCUGCUGGGAGAAAUGCAUGGACAAACCUGGGCCCAAGCUGGACAGCCGAGCAGAGACCUGCUUUGUGAACUGUGUGGAACGCUUCAUAGAUACAAGCCAGUUUAUCCUCAACCGGUUGGAGCAGACACAGAAAUCUAAGUCGGCCUUCUCGGAGAACCUGUCUGACUGAGCCGGGGGCAUUGGCAUCUCUGUUUCUUUAACUAGAGGAAAACGUCCGACCAAGUUGGGAGAGGAGGAAAAAGGGAGAGCAGAGGAAAAGGACCGACAGUGAAAAGAGGCUGUGCAGGAGGUGGGCCUCCUCCUUUGUGACAGGUUCCAGGACUUCCUACCAAGACAAUCGGUUCUGGUUUUCAGUUACCCACCUUGUGAACAAAAACAGUCGGGCCAACGAGGCCAUGCAGCAUCACACAUUUGCUACCCGCCGUGGGCUUGUGCUGCCCCGUUUUCUUUUAAUAACGGAAGCUUCACACCUCAGUUGUGUGGCUUUGGCCGUCUUGCUUUCCCCAAAGGCUUGGCCUGGGAAGCACAAUCUGUUCAUACUUGAGAAAACGUCUUUCUUGAAAUAGGGAGGCUUGGGAGGCUUCAGACACUUAAUGUGAAUUUUGGGAAAGGCAGGGGUGGAAAUGUGCCUUUUACGAACGGUGCUGCGCUUUAGCACUACUCUUUUAAGCCAGGCAGCAGACUCACCUGUGACUCCGUGGACCUUUGUGCACCACAGCUGGGCCCUGCAGCUAAACCAGGGGAAGGUGGGCUUCACUUGCACUAGUAUGCCAGUAGAACCCUGUGGUCCUUCAGGAGGUGCUUACUCACAUCCUCUUUAAAAUGGCUAGGAAUACCUCCCCCCCCACAAUACAGCUGUUGGGGGGGAUUGUCACUUGUCUGGUCACGUAGACACGUCACUUGAGAAAUACAAGAGUUAAUACUAACUUUUCCCAUUCGCUGCUUUCUCCCGACCAGUGGAAUAAACAUCAAUUGGAUCUGUUGAAAACUGCCUGUAGAGUUGGUGGCAUUUAUUACUUCAACUAGAUUUGCUGGAAUUCAGGUACAGGGGGAACGCUGGGUAGUAAAUCACGAUAAUCUGAAAUACGGUGUAUCCUGUAGAAAAAUUCUGGCAAGUAGUAUCGGGCAACGCAGCUCACGAUUUUCCUGAGCAAUAGUCCACAAAUUAGUUAGCACGUACAAUGGAUGUCAACCUUAGUCCUGUAAAUGUCCUCCAGAGUUAUUUUGCAACCAGUGUUUCUACUAGCCUGUCUGCUAGUAUAUAGGUAUAGUAGCGAUUUGUGGCCCCUAAAGAGACAACUUUGGCAAAGUUUCCUUGCCUGAUCAGCUGGAGGGGAUCUUCACCACAAGCAACCGAGUGAAUUGUCAGGUAGAAGCUGGGCAGCUUUAAAAUGACUAUUCCUUAGAAAAGGAAUUGGCUGGUACGUAGGAAUAAGUACAGCUUAUACAUUCUUCUGUGUGA